GGUUCUUCUCUCUAUUUGAACAAGUAUUCAUGGAAUAAAGUGGCAAAUAUUCUUUUUCUGGAAUCACCAGCUGGUGUUGGUUUCUCUUAUACAAAUACAAGCUCUGAUCUUAAGGAUUCUGGAGAUAAAAGAACAGCUCAGGAUGCACUAAUUUUCCUCACAAGAUGGAUGUCAAGAUUUCCACAGUAUAAAUAUAGAGAUUUCUAUAUUUCUGGGGAGAGUUAUGCAGGGCAUUAUGUUCCCCAGUUGGCACAGGCCAUUGUCAAUUAUAACAAGAAAUUUCCACAUCCAAUCAUCAAUCUCAAAGGAAUUAUAGUAGGAAAUGCUGUUACUGAUAACAAAUAUGAUGGAAUAGGAACUGUUACAUACUGGUGGAGCCAUUCUAUGAUUUCAGACAAUACUUACAAAAAAAUCAUGCAUUCUUGCAAUUUCACAUCAGAAAAUUCCUCAAAGCAAUGUGAUAAUGCAGUUACUUAUGCUGUGAGCCAUGAAUUUGGUCAAAUUGAUCAGUACAGCAUUUACACACCAUCUUGCAAGGUAGAGCAGAAUGAAACUCAGAAAUAUGUUCGGUUCAAGAACACGAUUAUUCAUCGAAAGCUCUCGGGUUAUGAUCCGUGUACUGAGAAUUACGCAGAGAAAUAUUAUAAUCGCGCUGAUGUGCAGAAAGCCAUGCAUGCAAAUACCACAGGAAUUUCAUACAGUUGGACUGCAUGCAGUGACGUAUUGUUAAAGAAUUGGAAGGACUCUGAUGAUUCAAUGCUACCAAUCUAUAAGAAGCUAAUGGCUGCUGGUCUUAGAAUAUGGGUGUUCAGUGGGGAUACAGAUUCAGUGGUUCCAGUGACUGCCACAAGGUUCUCUCUAAGUCAUCUCAAUCUCAAGAUUAAAACUCCAUGGUAUCCUUGGUAUUCUGGAUCUCAGGUGGGAGGGUGGACAGAGGUGUAUGAUGGGCUUACAUUCGCGACGGUUAGAGGAGCUGGCCAUGAAGUUCCAUUGUUUCAGCCCAGAAGAGCAUUUAUUCUUUUUCAGUCAUUCUUAGCAGGCAAAGAAUUACCAAAAAAUUGAGUAAAUUCAUCAAGAUUGAAGCUUGAGAAGUUGAGAGGCAAAAGGCAAAAGGCAAAUUUAUAGCUCCUAAGAAAUUAUGGGAGUUUGAAAAUUAGAGUUAGAAUUGAUUCAUUUAAAAUUGUGUAUUUGAAACUCAUCAUUUCUCAUUUGACAAGAAAUGAUUCUCUAGGAGAAUCAGCUCUAUCUAAUAAUUUCUUCACACUG
Molecule: messenger RNA, 1266 nt
Organism: Nicotiana tabacum (common tobacco)
Lineage: Eukaryota; Viridiplantae; Streptophyta; Magnoliopsida; Solanales; Solanaceae
Source: RefSeq, a predicted model, not a curated record